AUGGCAGAUCAAGAAGAGAAGCCGUCGGCGGCGCUGGCUGCGGCUGAGCGAAUCCGGCAGGCAACGUUGAAGGCCGCCAGCAAGGGAAUGUCUCGCGCGCAGGCAGAGAGGGCUGCGACGGCUGCUGCUCGCAACGUGAAUGCGUAUGGGCAGAAGGAGGAAGGGCCGAGCCGCUGGCAGGAGCGCAAGGAGGCGAAGCAGCGCAUGUACAUGGAAAGUACGGAGCAGGCGGCGAAGCUGGGCACGCGCGUGGACGUGCGAUCGGGCGCGGCCGGUGCGAAUCAGCAGUGCCAGAAGUGCUUCAAGCCGGGCCACUGGACGUACGAGUGCAAGAACGAGCGCGUGUACAUCGCGCGCCCCUCGCGCACGCAGCUGCUGCGCAACACCAAACUUCGCGACAAGUCCGCGCUGGCCGCGGGAGGGUUUGGCGGCGGGGAGGAUGUCGGGUUUGGGGCUGAGCGGAGCUUCUUAAUGGAUCGGCGGUUCGAGGAGCAAGCGGCGAUCGACCUAGCGAAGCAGAAGGAGAUAGAGAAGCAUCAGAAAGAGGAGGAGAGGAAGAGGAGGGCGGAAGAGAAGAAGCGGAAAGAGGAGGAACGGAAAAUUAAGCGGGAGGAGCAGAGGAAGAAGGAGAAAGAGAGGCGGAAGAGGAAAGAGAAAGAGAGGGCGCGAAGGAAAGAGAAGGAGAAGAUGCGGAGGAAGAAGCGCGGGAAGAAAAACGAGAGUGAGAGUGAGAGUGAGAGUGAUAGUGAAGAAAGCGAUAGCGAGGAUGAGAAGUCAGGGCGGAAAAAGGGACGUAAAAGGGGAAAGGGUGGGAAGAAAGGAGGGAAGGGAGGCCCUGACGCGGCAGACGAGGAAGCUGUGACGAAGGGGAACGGCAGGGGGAAGGAGGAGGCCGGUGUGGGCGACGAGGAGGUGCGUAUGGAGAAGCUGGCGGCGGAGGAGCGCGAGAGUGGCGCGGUGGAGGGCGGCGGGCGCGCGGGGCGAGAGAGGGGCGAGGCGCGGGCGCUGAGAGCAGGGGAGAAGGGGGAGAACGGGAGAAGCAGAGAGGGGAGCGAGGAGGAGCGGGACGAGAGGCGGCGGGACGAGGGCGUGGCGAUGGGGGGCGAGGAGCGCAAGGCCAGGGGCCAGGCUGACGGUGGCGCGGACGCGCGGGGCGAUGAUGAGCGCGGUGGCAGGGGCUGGGAGAAGGAGAAGCAGGAGGGAGGUGCGAGGGGCGACGCAGAGAGGGGCGGCAGGCCCCGAGGGUGGAGUGAGAAUGGCGAUGGGGAUGGUGCGAGGGUGAGGCGCGCGAGGCAGCAGCAGCACGCGGACGAGCAGCACCACAGCGCGAGGGAGGGCGGGAAGCGGCGCGAUGCCGUGGCGGAGCACGACGAGCGCGAGGAGGAGGGGGGCGAGGCGAGGAGGGGAGCGCACGGUGGUGGGCAGGGCAGUGCAGGGGGGCGCGGUGUCAAGGGGCGCGCUGAGCAGCCGGGUGCGCAUGGUGCACGGAGGACCAAGGAUAAGGCUCGCAGGCAUCUGCUGGCUCUUGUGCCUUCACUCCACUGCUCCUUUUCUAUGCUCCUGGGCCUGCCUCCCUGUGUGUCACAGCAGCAUCCCCUGCUCUUCAUGCCUGCUGUACGGCUGCUCUUGUCCGCCAGCAUGCAAUACCCCUCUCACCCGCCUGCUGCUGCUCGUACCCACCUUGUUUGCCCUGCCAUGCACCGCUGCUGCUGA
This is a messenger RNA of Closterium sp. Naga37s-1, 1713 nucleotides long. The record is from the annotation of a GenBank genome assembly. NCBI's taxonomy places the organism in Eukaryota, Viridiplantae, Streptophyta, Zygnematophyceae, Desmidiales, Closteriaceae.